GUGUUCGCCUGUCUUCAGAUGGCCUCAUUCCUCAGGCGAUUUUUUGGUCCGAAGAAGCCGCGACUGACAAGGAAAGAUUCGAUUACCGGUCGAAAUAAGACCUUGUUUUUCAUUUUAAUCUCUGGAAUAAGUUUCCCAGUUUUUCCGUCAUUCAAAGGCAGAGAGUGCGUUUGCGUUGAGAAACGAGACCCACAUCUUAGAUUCGCUGUCACAUCGGCCAACGUCAACGUCCCUAGGGGCGUUCCAUACCUUUCCCGACUGGAAGGCAAUCAACUACAACCGGGACAAUCACUAAUUGUUAGAGGAGUGAUAACAGGAACCGAUUCCUUCGUGGUCAACUUGACGUCUGGUCCGAUCGUCGAAGCAGAAGAAGGCGGAGAAAUUCUCGACAAUCGACUAUUGUCCAUUCGAUGCGAUAUCAGUAAAAAUAGGAUUUGUUUCAACGCGUGUGUCGACGGUGAAUGGGGGAAGUAA
Molecule: messenger RNA, 474 nt
Organism: Haemonchus placei
Lineage: Eukaryota; Metazoa; Nematoda; Chromadorea; Rhabditida; Trichostrongylidae
Source: the annotation of a GenBank genome assembly